This is a messenger RNA of Purpureocillium lilacinum, 1296 nucleotides long. RefSeq lists its product as uncharacterized. NCBI's taxonomy places the organism in Eukaryota, Fungi, Ascomycota, Sordariomycetes, Hypocreales, Ophiocordycipitaceae. The record is from RefSeq and is a predicted model, not a curated record. Gene Ontology annotation, molecular function: protein binding.
AUGGCGGGGCUGUGCGACAGCGGAUGCGGCACGGUCCGUGACAGGAAUGGAAAGCGGCUCGCGGAUGGGAUGGCGACGAAGCGAGGCAAGACAGCUGGUGGCAAGGAAGAUGAUGAGGUCCGACGACGGGCCGUGGUGGAAACGGUGCGCGAGGUGUCGGCCCCGACGGCGAUGCAGCACGUCCUCGACACGAGCGAGCUCCUCGAGCUGAUCCUCCUGCACGUCGACAUGCAAACGCUGCUCACCUCCGCGCAGCGCGCAAGCCGCACCUGGCACGCCCUAAUCACGACGUCACCGCCCCUCCAGCGACGGCUCUUCUUCCUGCCCGAGCGGCGCCGGCCGCCGGACCAAACCACCUCCAAUCCGGACGACCCCACCACCGUCGUCACGGAGCCGGACCUGCGGCGGGCGCGCGAGCAGCACCGCGUCGACAACCCGCUGCUCGUGGCGCACUUCGGGCCCUUCUUCGGAGACGCCGUCGACCCGCUGCAGCUGGUCCCCGCGGCGGGGGAGGUGACGCUCGAGGAGGCGCUGUGGGAGCUCGACGAGGAGAUUGCGGUGCCGAGCGCGCGGACCGUCUUCCGCGGGCUGCCGCUGCACAGGCUGCACGUGGAGACGGGGUGCGGCGACAGCGCGUACAGGCGCGAGGGCGCGUCGUGGAAGAGGAUGCUCACGUCGCAGCCGGCUGUCACGCGGGUCGGGUUCCUGCGCCAUCCCGGCACGCGCAAUGACCCGGAGAUGCAGGUGUUUGAGCCACAGGCGCGGCCGCACGAGCGCAACACCAGCGAUGGAUGCCCCUCACCUUCAUCCUCUUCCUCAUCGUCGUCUGCCGAGUCGAGCAGAGUGUCCGAUGCCUCCUCGACCUCAUCGUCCUCGUCGUCCCCGCCGUCAUCCGCCUGCACCCCAGAGCCCGAGCCCGAGCACGACCACGGCCUGCGCAUGGGCCACCUCUACCACGAAGUCCUCACGCGCGUGCGCUGGGCCGACAUCGCCAAGUUUCAAGUUCUCGCACACGCGCAGGCCCUGCCGCGCGACGAGUUCGUCCGGCGGGCGACGCUGCCGCGGCCGUGGAGCGCCGUCUGGGGCGACGAGGACGCGUCCGGGCCCGGGUCCGCAGCCGGGUCGACGGCCGCGGGGGACGGCGCCGGCAAGGCCGUCGGGCGGGCCGCGCUGCGCGAGAUGCACGACGCCGGGGCGGAGGUCGUCGUGCUGUCGUACCGUAGCGCGUCGAGCUGCUUCAUGGAUACGUGGGACCUGGGGAUCAAGUUUUGGGGCGAGUGCGCGGCAGGCAAGUGA